This is a messenger RNA of Paramecium pentaurelia, 258 nucleotides long. The record is from the annotation of a GenBank genome assembly. NCBI's taxonomy places the organism in Eukaryota, Ciliophora, Oligohymenophorea, Peniculida, Parameciidae.
AUGAAACCUAUAAAAGUUAUGAAACCUAAUAAACCUAUGAAAUCAUAGGAAUUCAUUGAACUGUGGAAACCUGAUGAAUCUAACUCAUUUUUUGAUAUAAAUGUAUGAAUGUGAUUUUGAAUUUAGACCUAUCGAUUCAAAGCUUAAUCUAAUAAAGAGAACUAUAAGAGAGGAAAUCAAAUGAGAGAUUUGAGAUGUAUUAUAAUUAUACAUAAUCAAAUUUACAAAAUAUUCUAAUUUUCAGCAUUUCGAAUAUGA